Gamsiella multidivaricata is the source of this 502-nucleotide messenger RNA. RefSeq lists its product as uncharacterized. Lineage: Eukaryota; Fungi; Mortierellomycota; Mortierellomycetes; Mortierellales; Mortierellaceae. The record is from RefSeq and is a predicted model, not a curated record. The transcript has a single exon. Bases 151 to 384 code for a protein of 77 amino acids.
AUGUUAAAGAACGGGGACUGAAAGGGAGGAUAUGCUAAAAUUCCUAUCAGUACAGUACAAAGAAAUGUGUAUGUGAUAUGCAUGCAGAAAGUAGUUUAACGUUCCCGUUAGAAUUGAAGCGAUCCACCAUAUCCGCCAGAUGGACUAUCUAUGGACCACAAGGACCACGAAAACACAGCAUCAAAAAUAUCAGAGCCUAACCACCAAUUGUCCGAAACCAACAAAAGCGUCUCUUCAUGGCGCUGGCGCAUUUGCCAGUACUUAUGCACACAUGGACAAAAAAAAAUAAAAAAUAUUGUGCCCCGUAGGGCUAUCCACUCAAGAUAUACGUGUCAUCCUUGUGCAGGGGCCAUGCUAAUCUUCUCUGUAUCGUUCCAUUUUUAGAAUAUGUAGUGCUUUCGCAACUACAAUUAAGGUACCCGUACUUUAGAAGAAUUAUAUAUCACAAAAAUUUAUUUUUUUGCAAAAAUGGGAUCUAUCAUUGUCACAACGAAAUUAGCUG